AUCUUUCAUCUUAUCCCAGUAACCCUCCUCUCAACCACACAUCCUUUCCCAUUCUCCCUUGACUACCUGCCAGUGUCCCCCUAGAACACUGUUACCUACGAUCCCACCUUCCAUUACCACUCUGCCUCUUUCCCCAUCUCCUAGCCUCCACUAUCUCCCUUCUCCCUAUCUCCCAGUACUUCCUAUGUCCUAGUCUUUCCCCAGUGUCGGUCUAUGCCAACAUGCCUUCUCUUCCAGUCUUCCCUGAAUCCCUUUUCUCCCCCAUCCCCCAUCCUGUCUCAUAGUAUCCCACACACACUACCACCUUUCUUUACUCCUCUCAGUCUUUCCCUUCUGUCUCUCCUCUUCAUCCUCCUCUUCUCCCCCUCUCCUCCCAAUUUCUCAAACUUUCUGUCUCCAAAUUUCCCCCUACUCCAUUUCUCCAGUCUUCCCCUUCUGUUGCCUCUGCUCCUAGAAUAUCCUGUUUUUUCCCUCCUCUCGUCCCAAACCUCAGAUGUCUCCUUAACUCUCUCAUCCCUUAUUCUCCCCCGUCAAUUUCCACUCCCUCCCUCAGGAGUCCCUGUGUUCAAUCUUCUUCUAUCCUGUUGCUGAUCUAGGACGAACAGGCUCUGUCUCCUCAAUUAAUGGUGUGUGUGUGUGUGUGUGUGUGUACCUUUAAUGAAGUGUAGGGGGAUUCUGGAACUCCUUCCUCAUAGAGACCCUGGACCCCCCUCCCCCACUAACCCUCCAUCUCCCCACCCCAAGCGGGAGGUGCUAGAGUAGGACGGCUGAGCUGUGUGUGAGCCACGCAGGUGGGGGGUUCCCCUCAAAUGGAGGGACUCAUCCUGAAGAGCAGGCUAGCUGAGCUGGGCGUGAGCCAUACAGGUAGGGGAUUCCCCUUAAAUGGAGGGGACUUGUCCCGAGGAGCAGGCUAGCUGGACUGGGCGUGGGCCACGCAGGUGGGGGGACAAAAUGUGGGGAGGGUUCCCCUCAAAGGGAAGGGUUUCGAUGUGACCCAGGAAGAAAGGAGUGGGUGGGGAGGACCCUCUCCACACCUGGAAUCCCAGCCCUGCCACACCCCCUGGCCUGUAGCAGCCCCUGGAUGGGGGUGAAGAGAAGCCUUCAGAGUGCCGGCCUGUCGCUGGGAGUCUUGGCCAACAUCCUCGUCGUGCUGGCCACCGCCACCGACUUUUGGAGCCGCUUCUCCGAUGGCCACAAUGGACUGUGGCGGAUGUGUCGAAAGAACAGUUGUACCAAGGCCUCUUGCGAGACCAUGCUGGCGGUGACAGCGGCCUGUGUGGUGUUGGCAGCUGGUUCGGGUCUCGUGGCCACAGUGCUGGGCGUCCGAGUCCUGCACGCAUCCCUCAACGGGAACCUUAUCCCACCCCGGGGCCGGAACGCCUGCCUGGUCUUCUUUCUGAGCGCGCUGCUGCUGCUGACAGGCAUGGUGGGCUAUACUGCGAGGGACGUGUGGAAGCUGGACAGCUUCUUCUCCUGGUCCUACUUCACCGCCUGGCUAGCCCUGCCCUUCUCCAUCCUCGCAGGUCCUACCCCCGCCUGCCCUUUGGCCCCGCCCCCGUGCGCAUCCUUCCGGACUCGCUCCCGCACAUGCGCAACGAAGGCACAAUUUGGGAGGAAAGACGGUUGGGGCUCCAGACCUUGCACCCUCGUUUGGGUCUUGGAGGUCCACCCUACCAUCUGUGUGCCCUUUGCCCGCCAUUGGGGUCCAAGUCUCGAAGCCCGCACACACCUACUCCCUUCAUUGGCCCGUGGUCGAGCGCCCCUCCCCAAGCUUCCAAGGCAUUUGGUGCUGAUUGGAGGAGAGACUGCGAGGGGGCGGGAUGAUCUCAUAACGUACUUUCUGAUUGGUGGAGGGCGGCAGGGCCUUGUGGGGAGGAGUGUUGGGUAAAAGAGACCGCAGCAGUUUUGGA
This is a messenger RNA of Vombatus ursinus (common wombat), 1910 nucleotides long. It is a transcript of the gene CLDND2, whose product is annotated as claudin domain containing 2. NCBI's taxonomy places the organism in Eukaryota, Metazoa, Chordata, Mammalia, Diprotodontia, Vombatidae. The coding region runs from base 1082 to 1888 and encodes 268 amino acids. Gene Ontology annotation, cellular component: plasma membrane. The record is from RefSeq and is a predicted model, not a curated record. The transcript has 4 exons.